This is a messenger RNA of Acanthoscelides obtectus, 486 nucleotides long. The record is from the annotation of a GenBank genome assembly. NCBI's taxonomy places the organism in Eukaryota, Metazoa, Arthropoda, Insecta, Coleoptera, Chrysomelidae.
AUGUACGAAGACGGAAAAAUGUACCAAGGGGAUCAACACUACAAUAAGAAUGGUAAGAACGAGGGAGCAAUGAAAAUGCAGAAGGGUCACAAAAAGGGACAUAAGAUUAAGGGUUUCAAGAAUUCCUCUCAGAAGCUGGAAACUGGAAAAACUGAAGAGUUCUACGAUGAAGCCAACGAUGAAGGAGACCACUACAUGUACAACGGCCAAUCAGGAAGCUUCGGCGAGAAAGCUGGAUCUGCAUACCAUGGGGGCAAGCAGGAAGGCAAAUUCAAUCAUGAGUCAGCCGGCAAGGAAGGGCACUUCAACAAGGGGUACUUCCAAGAUAGUCACAAAGGGAACAGUGGCAGAUACGGAGAGAAGAAGUUCAACGAAGAAGGAGGCAUCUAUGGAUUCAAUAACGGUGCAGGCGUCACUAAUAUGGCUGGUCACGAUAUGCACAAGAGCUUCUUUAAGAAACAUCCAUUCUAUCACAAUUAUUAUUGA